UGAGAUUUUUCAGAAGAAAAACGAUUACAAUGCCGACUGUAGUACAAAAAAUUGCAAAAAACGAAAAUAAUUUUUGACCUGACGGUAUGUGGUUGAUCAGCUGAACCACUGUCGCUGCCAUUUUCGAGCCAAACCGUGUGAAGUGGAUGAGAGGACCUGACUUUGUUCCGUUUCUCUACUUACGGACCUUCGUGUCCCUUAUUCAAAAUAUACUAAAUGCAAAGUAUAACCUCAUUUUCGUGAUUCUUGUUUGAUGCACAAUGCGAUGCAAAAUCGACGAUCUACCUGAUGAGUUAUUAGAAUAUAUUUUAAGUUUAGUACCACCUUAUAAAGACCUUGAAGCCUGUAAAUUUGUAUGUAAAAGGUGGCGACGUACCACAGAAGUUGUAAUAGCACGUAAUGAAGCACAUUUUCAAAGAUCUGUGGCUACUGGAUCCUUAUUGUGGAAUUCAUUGCCAUCUACACAUUGGCAUCUACCUACAAUUAGCAAGAGACAUUCGCACUCAGCAUGUAUAUAUGAUAAUUCUAUGUAUGUGUUUGGUGGCUGCUCAUCUACCUGGACAACAUUCAAUGAUUUGUGGAAGUUAGAUCUAGAUACAAGAACCUGGGUUAGACCAAACACCAUGGGUAGUUAUCCAUCACCUAAAGCUUGUGCAACUAUGCUUUAUUAUCAAAAAAACUUUAUUUUGUUUGGUGGUUGGUCUUAUCCAGUGCCAUUUCCUUUACUUCAGCAAUGGAGAUUAUUUAAUGAAUUACACAUAUACUCUAUAGAAUCAAAUAAGUGGACUGCUAUAAAUACAUUAGUAACUCCACCGCCAACAUCUGCACAUUCUGCAUCAAUACAUGGAAAUACAAUGGUUGUUUUUGGUGGUAUUUGUGAUGGAGAGAGCUCCAAUGAUGUAUGGUGCUUUAAUUUAGAUUCGUAUCGUUGGCAUAAACAAAUUACUUUCAAAAGUUUUAUACUGCCAGAACCACGUUAUGGGCAAUCCCAAAUUGAACUCGGAGAACAGCACCUACUUGUUCUAGGAGGUUGCACAGGGCCAAAUAGUCCUAUGAAUGAUGCCUGGUUGUUGGAGAUGGAAGGACCAUUUUGGAUGUGGAAGAAAGUUACUAUGUGCAACACAGAAUGGGCACCAACACGUAUUUGGUGUCAUCAAGCUUGUAAGGUGGGGAAUUAUGUUAUUGUACUCAGCAAGAAUAAGCGUCAGACCAAGUCGAAUGAUAUGAGUAUUUCAUUAAAAAAGACUGCUUGUCAGAGAAGCACUUCUCCACAUGAUGAAUCAAAUCCUUUACACGGGAGGCCGAGGAAUAUAUCUACUCCAGACAGGGAUGAAAACGUGAAUGGACGGCACGGAGCAUUUUCCAGGUCACAUUUGCAAAAUGCACGUACUUCAUCAUAUAUACCCAAUAUCUCAAAGGCAGUACCGAUUCCCAUGCCAUUGUUUAGUGACAAUUCAUUGAGCAUGGCCGCAUUUCGUGAUCAACCUUUACAUAGUACUUCAAACACGAUUAGGCAGCGUCAGUUGGAAUCGCUAAGGAGAAUGGAGGAGAAAAUUAAGAAUAAAAAAGCACAAGCAAAAGCAUCGAAAAAAACUGAGAAAACAUUUUCUAUAUUCGUGUUAGAUAUUACGAAAGUUCUUGAUGACUGCAGUGCUUCAUGGAUUCCAUUAAAGCAAGACAAUUAUUCAGGUCCUGAUGAAAGGAUUUUAUAUUCUCUUGUAGCAGGAAAGGGAGAACUAAUAGUUUUUGGUGGUAUACGUAAGCAACAUAUGGCAAUGCAUUGCAAUUUUCUUAAUGAUGAGGUGUAUAAUGAUCUCCAUUUUAUAAAUCCACCUCGUUAUAAUAUUUAAUAUGGGUAUAUAUUUAAUAAAGUAUUAAAUAGUAUCAGAGAAGUUUAUUCAUAAUAGAUUAUCACUAUCGUUCGCAUCUUCAUACCAAAAUAUCUCUAAAAGAAAAUAGUUGCCUGAUAAUUUUUAUAUAACGUUAAAAUAGGAUUAAUCGAAAUUGAUAUAAAAACAUUCGUCAAUUAUAAAUUUACGUUGAUUAUAGUACUUUAAGAAUAAUAAAUUUAAAUUGUUAUAAAAUAUUUUAUGUUACACAUUACAAAUAUUUUGCAAUAUAGAAUGUACAAAUGUCACAUUUAAAAUGUAUUAUAUUCGUAUAUAUUGUUAUUUAUUAACAUGUAUAAGUCUUACUGCUUUUGAAUAAUAUAAGUCCGAUAUAUCUAAAAUUAAAUAUAAUAUAUACACACAUAAUAUUAUAUAGUUGCUACACACAUUUUAUUCAAUUAUAAUGCUACCUAUUUUGUGAACUUUUCAAUCGUCUUCAGUUUCGACUGCUUUUAAACUACCAAACACUUGCGAUGGUAUAACUUGUUUUUCAAUCGGUAUAUCUAAAAAUAAACGAGGCAUUAUUAAAUAACGAACUUGGCAAAUAUGAUGUAUCAAAUUUCAGUGAUAAACUAUUGAUUAAUAUGAAAUCUGUCUGCAUUUAGAUUCGGAGGUGCAAACAGAUAAUAAGAUAUAAUCUUUAUUGUUAAAAAUUUCAGUUAAGAAAAUUCUUACCGGAACUAUAAUACGACAAUGCGAUUAUAUCAUCUAAUGUGUGUGAGCAGGAGAGAUAACUUUUAUGCUUAAAUAUAAUAAAAUAUUUCACGUG
Molecule: messenger RNA, 2658 nt
Organism: Harpegnathos saltator (Jerdon's jumping ant)
Lineage: Eukaryota; Metazoa; Arthropoda; Insecta; Hymenoptera; Formicidae
Gene: Fbxo42
Product: F-box protein 42
Exons: 7
Coding region: 261-1850 (529 amino acids)
Cellular component (GO): SCF ubiquitin ligase complex
Molecular function (GO): ubiquitin-like ligase-substrate adaptor activity; protein binding
Source: RefSeq, a predicted model, not a curated record